Molecule: messenger RNA, 1893 nt
Organism: Quercus robur (English oak)
Lineage: Eukaryota; Viridiplantae; Streptophyta; Magnoliopsida; Fagales; Fagaceae
Exons: 4
Coding region: 1-1893 (630 amino acids)
Biological process (GO): DNA integration
Molecular function (GO): nucleic acid binding; RNA-DNA hybrid ribonuclease activity
Source: RefSeq, a predicted model, not a curated record
AUGGUGGUAAAGAGUAAACAGGAAGCACGACAUGUAGAAGAUCUUCGGGAAGUGUUUGAAGUACUUCGGCAACAUAAGUUGCGCCUAAAUGCUAAGAAGUGCACUUUUGGUGUGGGGGCCGGUAAGUUCCCGGGGUAUCUGAUCACCAAUCAGGGAAUAGAGGCCAACCUCGAUCAGAUCGAAGCCAUGGAUCGUCUCAGGCCGCCGAGCAGUCCAAAAGAAGUGCAAGCACUGAUUGGGAUGUUAGCUGCGCUUAACCGGUUCAUUUCCAAAUUUGCUGACCGCUGUAAACCGUUCUAUCAGCUUUUGAAGAAGUGGAAGGGAUUUCAAUGGAAUGAGGAGUGCGACAGGGCCUUUCGUGAUUUGAAGGAUUAUUUGAUGCAAGCACCCAUGUUAAUGGCCCCGGAUUCUGGGGAGGAUUUAUUCAUGUACCUCUCAGUAUCCGACCAUGCCAUUAGCACUGUGCUGUUAAGAGACCAAGGAAUACAACAACCAUUGUAUUACAUCAGCAAAACCCUGGUCGAUGCCGAGAUAAGAUACCUACCCGUAGAGAAGCUAGUGUUAGCCUUGGUGCACGCUACGAGAAAGCUGCCGCAUUAUUUUCAGGCUCAUACUAUGUUUGUACUAACCGAAUAUCCAUUACAGCCAUUGUUGAAGAGGUCGGACUUCAUGGGUCGAAUUGCCAAAUGGGGGACCUGGCUAGGUUCCUUUGACAUACGAUUGGGAUUUAAAGCCUUUAAUAAUGAGGUCGAGUAUGAGGCCUUCCUUGCCGGGUUGAGGACCGUUUUAUGCCUGGGUGCUCGGGAUGUAGAAAUUUACUCUGAUUCUCGGCUGGUUGUUUAUCAAGUCCAAGGUAGCUUUGAAGCUCGGCAUUCUCAGAUGAAAGCCUAUUUGCAGGCAGUAAAACAAAUUAUUAGCAAGUUCUGUACGGUGAAGGUGGCCCAAGUUGGCCGGGCACAGAACAGACACGCCGACUCACUUGCCACGUCAGCCUCAUCAAUGUCCGAGGAAGUUCCUCGGCUUAUCAAAGUAGAGCUUAUAAGGGAGCUAAGUAUUAGUAUGACAGAUAACGCCAUUAUUGCCGGGGUCAACAUCGCCGUGAUUUCAGCAACCGGGCCAUGUUGGAUGGACUCAUUCAUUAACUUCUUGGCAGAAGAUCGAGUUCCGGACGAUGAAAUAGAGGCCAAAAAAAUCCGGCAACUGGCUUCCUGGUAUUGGUUGCCAGCAAAUCGCCAGUUAUACCGGAGGUCUUUUGAAGGACCAUACCUUUCAUGCUUGCACCUUGAGAAAAAAGACGUAGCCGAAUAUGUGCGUAAAUGUGAGCAAUGCCAAAAACAAGCUCCCCUGAUUCACCAGCCAACAGGUCAUUUGAAUCCUUGGGUAGAAGCCGAGGCUUUAGCUAAUAUCCGGGAUGUAGACGUCAUGAAAUUUGUGUGGAAAAACAUAGUCACUAGAUUUGGGGUGCCGGACUCGCUGAUAUCAGACAACGGGCUACAGUUUGACAGCAAAGUUUUUCGCGCCUUUUGUAGCGAUCUCGGCAUCAAAAAUAGGUAUUCCACUCCGGCGUAUCCGCAGAGCAACGGCCAAGCUGAAGCAACCAACAAGGCAAUCCUGAACGGGUUAAAGAGAAGAUUGGAAGGGGCAAAGGGAAGGUGGGCAAAGGAGCUACCUAGUGUUUUGUGGGCUUACCGUACAACCCCCAGAAGGUCCACAGGGGAGACUUCGUUCUCCUUAACAUAUGGAGCAGAAGCCGUGAUAUCGGUCGAGGUGGACUUAUGCAGUGCACGAGUUGCAGGAUUUGAUCCCAUCCAAAACAAGGAGUUAAUGGUGGAAUGCUUGGAUUGGUUGGAAGAGUGCCGAGAAGCAGCAACUAUACGGUUGGCGGAAUAUUAG